CCUGCCGAGUGUCUGCAUCCAUUUAAAGCUCACGAGAUCUGUACUUCACAUCAACUGAUCUCUGGACAAAUAACAAAUCCAGAAGAAAUCAAAGAGCUCAAGAGAAACCUGUGUCGCGAAAGUGAAGAAACCCUUCAUUGGAGGAACCCCUGAAGAAAUCAUGAAGAUUUUCAACGACUCCAUUCACGGUCACAUUGAAGUUCAUCCUCUGCUGGUGAAGAUUAUAGACACGCUUGAGUUUCAGAGGUUGAGGAACAUCAAACAGCUGGGUGCAGGAUACUGGGUUUAUCCUGGAGCUUCACAUAACCGCUUUGAACACUCCAUCGGGGUGGCGUAUCUAGCUGGACGUCUGAUCAAAAGUCUCCAAGAAAAACAACCAGAGCUCAAGAUAACAGAUGGAGAUAAACUGUGUGUUCAGAUCGCUGGUCUGUGUCAUGAUUUAGGUCACGGUCCGUUCUCUCAUCUGUUUGACAUCAUGUUUAUUCCUGAGAUCAGAGGAUCUGGUUUUCAGUGGAAGCACGAGAAGGCUUCAGUUGAGAUGUUUCAGCACAUGCUGGAGACUAAUGAACUCAGAGAAGACAUGAAAGUGUACGGACUGAAUCCAGAUGAAGAUCUUCUCUUCAUUACAGAGUUAAUUCAGGGCGUCAACACAUCCGACACACCGUGGACAGCGAGGGGCCGGACUGAAGAGAAAUCCUUCCUCUAUGAGAUCGUAGCAAAUAAACGCAACGGCAUUGAUGUGGACAAAUGGGAUUAUUUUGCACGAGACUGUCAUCAUCUCGGUCUUAGCAACAGUUUUGAUCAUCAGCGUCUGCUGAAGUUUGCACGCGUGUGUGAAGUGGAGGUUGGAGAAGAGAAAGUGCGACGGCCGUUUAUCUGCUUCAGGGACAAGGAAGCAGAUAAUGUUUAUGACAUGUUUCGCACAAGAUACACACUUCACCGUCAGGCCUACCAACACAAAACAGUCAACAUUAUUGAAAUCAUGAUUAAAGACGCUCUUGUGAAAGCAAACGAUCACCUGAAGAUCUCAGCAGCCAUAGACAACAUGGAACACUACAGCAAACUCUCAGAUCAGAUAUUGGAUCAGAUCUUGUUCUCGUCUGAUGACAAGCUGACAGACGCUCGAAUGAUACUCAAGAAAAUUGUUAGGAGACGUCUGCCAAAGUUUGUAGGAGAAGUCAGACUGAUGCAAGAUGAAAUCUCAGAGAAAACACUGAAGGAAAACUGGACGAGAGCGCUGGAGAAAUGGAAAAUAAAGUCACGUGUGGAUUUCAUGGUUACUGUGAUUCACAUGGAUCACGGCAUGAAGGGUAAAAACCCCAUUGACAGCGUCUAUUUCUACAGCAAGAGAAACAUCGGCACGGCCUUCCAGAUGAAGAAAUAUCAGCUGUCCAGUUUUCUGCCGCAGAGGUUUUAUGAACGGCUCAUUCGGGUUUAUUAUAGUGGAUCAGAUGAGCAGAUUCUCGAGGAGGCUCAGAAGUGUUUUGAGCAGUGGUGCAAAAACAUGUUUGGACUUCAGACUGAAGAAGAAGAACAUUGAUAGACCACAACAGGGUUCAGAAAUGAAUGAGAGAAUUAAACUGAAGAGGACCAAACUACCUUAGAUCAUAGAAAUGAAAAUGAGCUUUGAAAAGCUGAAAGUGAAAGUGUGUCUGAAUGGAAAUGGAGACAAAGAUCAUCAGCUGAUCUGUUUUGAGUAUUUCAUAUACGUGUCUUUUGUAGAAUCAUUAUACAGUUGAACCAGUGAAACUAUUAACUUCACAUUAAACCA
Messenger RNA from Triplophysa rosa, 1771 nucleotides. Its product is annotated as deoxynucleoside triphosphate triphosphohydrolase SAMHD1-like. Gene Ontology annotation, molecular function: dGTPase activity. Gene Ontology annotation, cellular component: nucleus. The coding region runs from base 161 to 1540 and encodes 459 amino acids. The transcript is spliced from 16 exons. Gene Ontology annotation, biological process: defense response to virus; dGTP catabolic process; regulation of innate immune response. Lineage: Eukaryota; Metazoa; Chordata; Actinopteri; Cypriniformes; Nemacheilidae. The record is from RefSeq and is a predicted model, not a curated record.